Racocetra fulgida is the source of this 370-nucleotide messenger RNA. NCBI's taxonomy places the organism in Eukaryota, Fungi, Glomeromycota, Glomeromycetes, Diversisporales, Gigasporaceae. The record is from the annotation of a GenBank genome assembly.
AUGAAUGUUCAAGGAAAUUAUUUAAUUGUAAAAGCUUUUGAAUACACAUCUGCACUUUCUCUCAUGUUACUUGAUGCAUGGACAACACCUAUAGUUGCAGUUUUAUCACUUAUAUUCUUGAAAGCAACAUAUCGCUCAAGUCAAUAUUUGGGUAUUAUUAUUUGUAUGGUCGGUUUUGGAAUAGUGAUCUUGGGUGAUUUUGAUGUUGGUAAAAAUAUGAAUUUUGCUAAAGAUCCAAUCAAAGGCGAUAUAUUUGCCAUUAUUGCAGCAACUUGUUACGGUAUAUCGAAUGUAUUUGAAGAGAUUUGCGUAAAGGAAAGACCAUUGCAUGAGGUCAUUGGUCAACUGGGAUUUUGGGGUACAAUUAUUA